AAAAAAAUGACAAGGCCGGCGUCGAAGUGAUCUACUGAGCAUGCGCGUGGCUGUGUCGCUGUGAAAACAGGACGGGCAGCUGUUGUUGCUGAGCAGGAGAAAGAGCCAAAACAAGGGCUCCUUCUUUUUCUGGAGGGGGAAAAGACUCCAUUGCAACGCUGGUGAAGGGCCCACGUUUGCAAAAGAGAGCAGCCUGAAGAAGCCUCAGACAUGGGGAAAUCAUUUUCAAUGCCUUCACAUGCCUUUAAAGAGGAUGGGAUUUCAUCGUCUGACAACAUGAGGAAUGGAUUAGUUCACUCGGAAUCUCACAGUGAAGAUGGAAGAAAUGGAGAUGUGUCACAAUUUCCAUAUGUUGAGUUUACUGGAAGAGACAGCGUCACAUGCCCCACUUGUCAAGGGACAGGGAGGAUCCCUCGUGGACAGGAAAACCAGCUUGUUGCCCUGAUUCCAUACAGCGAUCAGAGGCUGAGGCCAAGAAGAACAAAACUUUACGUGACUGCCUCUGUAAUCGUUUGCUUGCUACUCUCUGGCCUGGCGGUAUUUUUCUUAUUUCCGCGAUCUAUUGAUGUGGAAUACAUCGGAGUCAAGUCAGUAUAUGUUAGUUACGAAGCACAGAGGCGCAUCAUAUAUUUAAAUAUUACGAAUACAUUGAACAUAACAAACAACAAUUAUUACUCUGUUGAAGUUGAAAACAUUACAGCCCAGGUACAGUUUUCAAAGACUGUUAUUGGAAAAGCACGAUUAAACAAUAACACCCAUAUUGGACCCUUGGAUAUGAAACAGAUUGAUUAUAUGGUGCCAACUGUUAUACAAGAUGAGAUGAGUUACAUGUUUGAUUUUUGUACCCUAGUUUCUAUCAAAGUACAUAACAUAGUAGUCAUGAUGCAAGUGACUGUGACCACCUCAUAUUUUGGCCACUCUGAACAAAUAUCUCAAGAGCGAUACCAAUAUGUAGACUGUGGAGGAAACACAACUUACCAGCUGGGACAAUCAGAGUAUCUAAAUGUACCUCUGCCUCCUCAGUAAAGAAGGAGAGAGAUACCUGUGUGACAAAAGAAAAUGACUGUUGGUUCUUUCAUUUACCAUCAGAAGUUGGACUUUCAACCAUGUCUGGUACUACUGAAAGAGGUGGAUGGAUACAUAUAUGUUAGACUUGAAGGCUUUUAUAUUUUGAGGCAUGAACAGAAAGGAAGCAGUUUGUAUAUAUUCACACUUCAUAUUUCCUUCCCUUCUACUCCAAGUGUGUAUGUAUUAUUUCAAAUUGUUAACACUAAGGGAUGGGCAAACUCAAAUAUACUUGUAUUUCCCUGUGGAAAUAAAGCUUCAUGAUAUGUAAGUCAGUAUACAAUCAUUAAAUUGUAUACAUGACAGUGUGCCACUAACAAGCAUAUAAUGAAAUAAGCUAAUGACAUGAUAUUUUCAGUACUUCUGACUUAGCAUAGAUGAAGGUCUAAUCUGUUACAUGAAACCAGUGUGGUCGUAUUGUAGGAUUAGAGGACAUAUUUGUAUCUAAUAAUUUAAAUCACAACUCUGUUAUCAAUGUUGGAAUUAUGUUUUUAAAAGAUCCCAUUCAACUGAAGUACUUGUUAUUAUCAGUUAGCUUGAGAAACUGAAUACCACUUGAUUGGUUCAUAUUUGUAGUAAUGGAGAUAAGAAGGGGAGUAAAAUACAGUGCAUUAAAGAAAACCUAAUUUUUAUAGAAGUUGAAGCAUACUUAUUGAUCCUUAUAAAGUGGUUGGUGGCCUGCGUGCUUUUCUCAGAACUCUUUCAAUUUCUGCACAAGUUCACUUCAUUGUAAUUUGGGUCAUAUUUAACUGUAGACUUCUGACAGAAGCAAAUGUAAAAUGUAUUAGUUGUAGCGGAAGAACACUUUGGCAUAAAUAACCAGAUUUCAGAGUUCUCGUAUAUCCGUAUUUUGUCUUUAAGAGCUUGUGUGUCUGUGGGCGUCUGUGGGUGCAAGUAUACUUCCACAUGUUGAUCAUCAGUGAGAAUUCAUUCAAGGAACAAAUGAUCAGUUCUAGAAUUGCUGGCUUGACAACUCCUUUCCACCUUCCAUUUGGAAGUCAAAUGAUUAUAAUGAUUAAAUGACUGUAUCUGUUACUCCUAGGAAUACUGGCAAGGGAAACAGAAUUACCAGUCACCUGUCUAUCACGGGUUCCCUUUUAAGGAUAUCAUUGUAGUUUUGGAAGCAGCUGCUCCAUAAGAGCUCCCGUGCCAUCAUAGCUGUAUAGAGAUAGGGCCUUUUGAGUAUAAUGUGGACAUUUUGGUGAAAGGUACAAUAUUACACUGUCAUUUGCUGUUACACUUUUUACACUAGGUACGCACUGUAUUUUCAUUUGAAUGGGAUCUAGCUAGCAAACUGGGGAAAGUCUGUUCCAUCAUAACAGCAGUCCCUCUUUGCUAGGCAACAAAGUUGUUACUAAAAAUUAUGAAAGACUAGAUUAAAUGUCAUGCAAUUUCAGUAUUUUGAAGUUCAUUGGGUUCUAUGAAAAAAAUUGUAAGCUAAAUGUGAUCAUGCAGAUCAGUGUAGUUUGGAGGUGUUUAGUUCUGGCUUGGAUCAUGUCCAUUUUUGCCUAUAUCUUAUGUUUGCACUUACAAAUGUAAAUAGUCCCAGAUCCUGGGUAACAAACUUGUAAAUUCUUACUUUUCUGUUUAAUAUUAAUGCUUAUAAUGUCCUUUACUUGAUAGCCAUCAUUGUUACAAGCUUUGAUGGCAGAAAGAAAUCUGUAUAGGUUUAUAUCUGAAAGCUUGGGUUUUCUGCAGUAUGGCAGAGUAUGUUAUUGCUAAUUGGCAUAAUGCCUAUAUAUUGAUGUGUUAGUAUUUUGCUGUGUAUCAUUUCUGGAAUCAGUUUAGCAAACUAUAAUGGGGAAAUUUCUCAUGAGAACACUUUUUAACAUUCUUUCUGCUCUGAACAGAGAGCAGUUAUGAAUAGCUUUGUUCAAAUAAGGAAACCACUCUUGGACCAAAAUGAAAUAAGUGGAUUACAACAGACAGUUAGUGAAGCCUUAAAAACAGGGUGGUGGGUGUUUAUUUUUUAAGUUUAUAAACAAAAGAGUAGCAGGUUAUUAAUUCCAAAAGUGUCAUAUUUUCUUUAUACAAGAUGUCUUAAUCCUUUGAUCAAAAAUGCUGUUUAAAAAGUUGUACAACAAAUGUAACCUAAGGACAGGAUAAAUAAAAAACCUCAAAAAUAACUUUUCUAAUUCAUGCUGUAACAAUUGUAGGUUUAAGAUAUAAAGAAAUAAAUGGUUGUAAAUGGUCAAGUCUUCUUUAGUAGCCUAUAGAAAAUUUAUGAGGUUUAUACAUUAAGAUAAAGGAUAGCAGUGAAGAAUAUAAAUUGUUCAGUGCAUAGGAGUGUUAAAAACACAACCACCAUAUAGAGUAAGAUGGAAAUAACAGUAUUUUCAAAUGAUACGACUAAAAUGACACAAACAGAACCUGGCACAUACAACCUUUAUAUAUCACCUAUAUACCUUUAGAUGAUAUUAGUUUUGUUGAAACUUUUAAUGCUGUGUUUGAAAGAAAAUAAUUUUCGAGCUCAUAAAUUGCUAUAAGGAUUUGAUUGUACAACACUUUUAGGAGAAAGGUCAGAGUUGCAGAUAAGGUGAAUAUGGAAUGGAUACAUUUUUAAGAAAGAUCAAUUCCUGAAUCAAAAAGGUCCUUAAAGAAGCAUUUAAGACCAUUAUAAACUGGUUUGACUGGAAGUGAUCCAUGCAGGGUAUGAGUGUUUGGGAAAGAGAAUUUAGUUGAAUAUCCCUUUAGCCUGAUUCCUAUCAUGACCUGAAAAUGAUAUGUUGCACUUCAUUAUUUCUGUUCUGGGUACAAUAGGAGGUUCAUUUAUAUCUUACAGUUUCUGAGGAUAUAUGCAUGCAUUGUUUUCACCUUGAAAGAGCUGCCUGUGCUGUUCGAAAAACAUCCCCACUAUGGAUAUUAAUUAAAUUCUUAAUAGCUUUCAUUAAGAAUAUUCCACUUUAAAUUGAUAAAAUAUGGCAGUCUUCACAUUGCACUGUGACGACUGAAAUUGUACUAGGAAAGGGAAAGGCAUUAGGCAAUUCAGUGCAAAUUAUUUAAGCCGAUAUUGUCUAACGUAGGAAACAAUUUACAAUGAUCCUGAAUUCAAUCACUAUACAAUCACAGUUCAUUUUUACCCCCUUAAUGAUGCACAUCUGUCCGAUAAAAUGUAAUUUCAGCACUGUUCUUGAAUUCCAUCUCACUUGUAAUAUAAGAUACCAUUGGGUUUUUUAAACAUAUUUUGAGGUUCUUUUAAAUGCACUUUGUGUGUAAUGUACAUAUUUCUGUACAAUUUUAUAACUAUUUUGGUAUGAUUCUAAUUUAUCCUUUGAUGCAGCGAAAUAAAGCAACUGGACAUAGUUUGUAAAGAAUGAGCUACUCAGCAUAAUUCAAUUCAAAUAUAAUGCUAAAUCGGAAUGUAGUGGUAUAAGAGAAAGCUGUAAUAAGAUUCCAACUAAUUUGAAUUGGCUGUUUUGAAGAAGCUGCACUUUUUCUAAGGCUGUAAUGAAAAAUGGUCCGUUUAUUCAUAUGAGUGUUUUCAGCCUCUGUUUAUAUCAAUAGAGUUGGAGUGCUAGGGGUUCAUUGCAGUCUAUUCCCAUAAUGCUAAACUAUGUCUUUUAGCCUUAUAUUUAAAGACUCAGGCCAGCAUUGCUGCCAUACAAACUUGGUGAACAUGGUGAUAAGUAAUGUAGACCAGUGUAUUUAGGGUAAAAGAGCAUAGACAUUUAUGAAAAUAGUUAUAAAAUUAUUUAGCUCACAAAGAUCUAUUGUGCAGAAAGAAUCAAAGUAGCAUUAUUCUUUGCUAUCACACAUGUGUCUUGAAUGCCUUUUUUCCUUGGCAUUGUGAUUUCUAAAACUUUGCCACCACAAAUAGAAAAGCUGUUCCUGAUAUACAGAUGAAAUAUGCAAAGCAUAUUAUAUAAUUGUUAAUAUUGCUGAAUGUCUAUGUGUCAUUUUAUCCUUGUCUAGAUUAGACUGGGCACAUCUGUAACAGCACAGCCAAGUUCUUCAUUGUUGAAAGUAAGGUAAACCAUAAUCAAUCCUAGCUAUUUCUUCUUCAUAAAAAGUAAUGUCGUGACCUGCUUUUUAAAGAAGAUGUGAAUUUACCACUAUGAGUGCUCAUUGUAUAAAAUUACAUACAAUUUAUGUAUAGAAAUAAUAAAAUAUAAGAACUAUUUUUGUAAUUUUCAGAAUGAUAAUAGCUCAUGUAAUUGUGUGGCAAACUGUAUGCAGUGUUUUGAAGCAUGACAAAUAAAAGUUCUCUGUGCCAUUGUU
Anolis sagrei ordinatus is the source of this 5283-nucleotide messenger RNA. RefSeq names its product transmembrane protein 106B (gene TMEM106B). Lineage: Eukaryota; Metazoa; Chordata; Lepidosauria; Squamata; Anolidae. The record is from RefSeq and is a predicted model, not a curated record. Gene Ontology annotation, biological process: lysosomal transport; dendrite morphogenesis; lysosome organization. Gene Ontology annotation, cellular component: lysosomal membrane.